AUGACUUUACACUCCGUCCUUGAACAGACCUUUCAGCAAACUUUUGUUCUAAUAUUUCAAAGAAAUUUUUCAGUCCAGAAUUUCAUCAAUUUAAGAUGCUUACUGCUUCAAAACAAUCUUUUAGGACUCGUUCUACCAACGGAUGUCGACGGGGAAAUAUUUCAAAACCUCCAUAACGUCGAGUUCAUUAAUCUUUCAAAAAAUAAAAUAGCAUAUUUACCAAACCUUUUAUUUAAAGAGCAACACAAUUUCAAAAGAUUAGACCUCAGUGAAAAUAUGAUUGAUGAUAUAAACUUUAGAAUUUCUCAUAUGAGAAAGCUCAUGUUUUUGAAUGUAAGAAAUAAUAGAAUAUCUACACUGAGUCAAUAUGCCAUGAACGAGUUGGACUCGAUUGCCAAAGUGAAUACAAAUCUCACUAUUGAUCUUGGUGGAAAUAAUCUUGUAUGCAUUUGUGAUUCUCUGUCUUUCGUGAAAUGGAUAGUAAACACACCAACUAAUUUUCAUCUUUUGGAGAAAUACGAAUGUAAAACAUCAAAAAACACCAUCAAUCUUUUUCGAAACCCUAGAAAAGUUUACGAAACCAUACAAAAGGAAUGUAUGUCAUAUGAAGGUUUAAUAAUCGGAGUAACGACAGGAAUAUUGAUGUUUAUUUUUAUUCUUUGUGGUAGUAUUGCUUACAGAUACAGAUGGAAACUACGCUAUCUUUACUACAUGGUCAAGGUCAAAUGGCAUGACCCCGAACAUAAAUCAGACAACAAAGAUGAACGACUAUACAUGUAUGAUGCUUUCGUGUCAUAUGCAAAUGAGGAUGACACAUUUGUCCACCACCAACUUCUCAAUAAUCUAGAGAAACAUGGUGGAAUUCAGUUGUGCUUGCAUAGGCGGAAUUUCCUACCCGGAAAUGACAUCGCCACUAAUAUCACAUCCGCAAUUCAUAACAGUCGGAAAACUAUUGUCAUAAUGUCUGCAAAUUAUUUAGCUUCGUACUGGUGUAUGUUCGAAUAUAAUAUGGCUAAAAUGGAGAGUAUCUAUGAACGCAAUUGUGAGAACAUCCUUUUCCUAGUAUUUUACGAGCAAAUGUCUGCUUGCGAUCUUCCACUUAAAGUACUGGAACUGGUUCAUUGUCAAUCAUAUAUUGAGUAUCCAAAUGAUGAGUACGGCGAUGUUGUCUUUCGGGAACAGCUUCAAAAGGCAAUCAAAUCCUAAAUGUAAAUAUAUUUGACGCUACGUAUCGUUAAUUAUAUACAAGGACUUCCGGUAUGCAUUCAGCUUAUUAAGUGUGUUACAUUAGAUGUUUUGUCAACAAUAUGUAAUAAGUUUAUAGGUUCUUCUGAAAUAGAUCAACUAUUAUUGCUUUAGCAAAUAUGAAUUACGGAUUUCCUUUUCUAGAAAGUUAACCAUUUGUGUUAUAAUUUCGCCAUACUAACCAAAUAUAUGUUUAUAAAACGUAAUAUACAGAGUGCUCUAAAGAACCGCGUAGAGUUUAAAUUAUAAUAAGAGACUAACCAAACUUUCGUUUUUUCUCCAUCAUAUAUGUUGGUUAUAUAUGAUGAUUUCAUUUGUUCAAAACAAUUAAGCAGAUAUUAAAAUAAGUUUGUAUAUCACGUGAACCACCUGCUGUGCUAUACACUAGAUGAAUCUUAGUAUAAUAACAAGAUAUCUACAGUAUGACCUACUGACGCUUGAUUACAAAUUCUGAAUGUACUUGUAUUGGUAUUGUUUUAUUGAUUAUUUUUUAUAGCAAUGCAUGAUGUAUAAAUGUAUAUUAAUGGCCGGUAAAAAUAUGGACUAAAAUGUGACAUUGUAAAAAACCAUUAGUAUUUUCUUACAAUUGAAGUAUAAAACAUGUUCAAUAUUUUUAUGUUGAAAAUAUUAUGAAAGCCAACACUUUUAUUUAAAUACAUGUACUUUUCUUAGACAGCAGAACUUUAUGAUUUAAAAUGUGAAGAUACAAAAUAUUGUAUUGCUGUACCAGAAUCGAUCAAUCGUUUUGUAUCAAAGAUAUCCCUAUUUUAGAUUUUCCGUUGGGAGCGAUUUUUUUUACCAAAAAAAACAACACAGUGUGGUAAAUUUUAAUUAGUUCUUUUACCUUUAACCAGCAAAAUUCGUUACACCUGACUAAAGUAAGUUAGCAGUUAAAAGUCGAUACGUUUUCUUUUAAGAUAUGUUACCAUUUUCGAAAACAAUUAUCACCAGCUAUAACUGUAGAAGGUAUGAAUGACCAUGUAUAGAUGUGUUUUUAUUUUUGUUUUAUGAUCAUUUACCAAAAGCUGUUUUGUUAAACAUUUACCUUAUAACUAUUCCUUCAGUUUAAUUCAUGUAUAGAAUAAAACAAUACGUAAUACGAUACCAAUGCAAACGAUAUUUUUGAGUAACAAAGGAAUAAUUUGAAUGCGUAUUUAAUCCGACGAAUAAUGGAACAAUUGUUAACAUGUUAAUCGAUAAUGGAAUAAUAUAAUAAUAUAGCAAUAGCAUUCGUUUUUGAAAAAAACAAAGAUAUUUUGUGAAAAGGAUAGAUUAAAUAUUAGUAGGAUAAUAGUUGUAGAAAGUGGAGAAGUCAGUUUAAACUUUUUUUUUGGGGAAUUUUUUGCCACUUAUGAUUGGGUGAUACAAUCUGAAAUAUCUUUCAUAAUACAUAUUCAGUAAUGUUUGAAAUGUGUGCAAGUGGAUCAGGAAGACACCUAUUCUCCUAUUUAUUUCCGUUGUCUUUAAAUAAAGACCCUAAUGUAUACAAUGCUUUUUUAAUUGUUUUAUUUCUCAAACUGAAAAGGGGAGAUGAAGUGCCACUGUUAUAAAGAACGCCAUGAAUUUAAAAGUAAAUAAGUUAUUUCUUCCAGUUGAAUAUAAUAAACAUUGAUAUAUCCAAAGCUGUCAACAUGACUCAAGACCCAUAUAAUAAAAGUAUUUACACUUUUGGUAUUCAGCUGAAUUUUGUCCCCGAAUGACCGUAGAUCUAUUUCCGAAUAACCUUCUGACGUCAAGAAACAAUCACUUUUUAAGUGUGACGUCAAAUGUUUUGAAUUGUGAUGUCAAAGUUUACGGGAACCUGUAUGAUUUUACGUAAUGGCGAACAAAUUUGCAUACAAGUGUAAAUACGCCUAUUUAGAAUUGUCCAUAUCUUUAUUUAGAAUAUGUAGAUGGUGUUUACUAAAUUUGUUAUAUACUUUGUCCAAUAGGUAGUAACCCUAAGCAAAAUUAUUAUUUAGAAAACGUUGGUGACUCUUAAAAAAAUGUGCAUGUAUUGUGUGUGUUUCCAGGACACGUGAGAUUUUUUUAAAUUAUCAGCAAUCACCUUGGUUUACAGUUGAUAUUUGACAGCAGGAAGGUUAUACUUUAUUGAACAUCCAUUUGCAGACUAGCACUUCAGAUAACAUGGAUAAUACAUAAGUUGUUUGGUAUAAACUAUUUCAAAUGGCUUGCAUUUUCUUAUUGAAGUACAACAAAACUAGAUAACGUAAAAUUUUGAGGCAUGUAUUUCUGCUAGUUCUAAACUGUUCACAAAAAAGCUGUCUUUGAAAAAUAUUUAAGUUUUCCAUAUUUCUCAAUGUUAAAAUUGAGAAUGGAAAUGGGGAAUUGUCAAAGAGACAACAACCCGACCAUAGAACAGACAACAGCAGAAGGUCACCAACAGGUCUUCAAUGCAGCGAGAAAUUCCCACACCCGGAGGCGUCCUUCAGCUGGCCAUGUUAAACAACUAAUUUUAACAAGUUCAUAUUAUAUAUAUAUAUAAAUCUGUAACAUUAUCUUAUUAUCAUGUAUGCUCAUGUUACAUAAAAUAUAACAUACAUUUG
Messenger RNA from Mytilus californianus (California mussel), 3791 nucleotides. RefSeq names its product toll-like receptor 4. Gene Ontology annotation, cellular component: membrane. Bases 1 to 1206 code for a protein of 401 amino acids. The transcript has 2 exons. NCBI's taxonomy places the organism in Eukaryota, Metazoa, Mollusca, Bivalvia, Mytilida, Mytilidae. The record is from RefSeq and is a predicted model, not a curated record. Gene Ontology annotation, biological process: inflammatory response; immune response; toll-like receptor signaling pathway. Gene Ontology annotation, molecular function: transmembrane signaling receptor activity.